Messenger RNA from Adineta ricciae, 768 nucleotides. The record is from the annotation of a GenBank genome assembly. NCBI's taxonomy places the organism in Eukaryota, Metazoa, Rotifera, Eurotatoria, Adinetida, Adinetidae.
AUGCAACGAUCUCAACGAACAAUAAAUGCUCCAAAAAAAUUCUCACCAUCUCAGCCGAGUAUGUUUAGCCAGGAGAAUUAUUUACUUCGUUUGGAAGAUAACAAUGAAUUGCUCAUCGUGAAACGUUCAAGUAUCAAUUCGAUCAUUGAUGAUAGAGCGAUUCUUGGAGCUCGUUCGAAACGUCGAUAUGCUGUGAUUGAAGCCAAAGAUGAGAUUGAUGAUUGUCAAAGCGAUGAGCAAAACGAUGAUGACUUAGGUGAUAGUGAUGGUCAGAACGAGAUACCAAAAAAUCUUGAUGUCGAUAGUCUUUCAACCGAAAGCGGCAUCGUUACAAAGAAGCGUCGUCGUUCACUCGAUAAUUUGUUGCACAACGAUGAUUCAACAAACGCAUCCAACAAAGAAAAUCAAACUUUAGAAGCUCGAGUAGUUUAUCAGACAAUAGACGACAUGCAUCGUAUCAUUUUACAAAAUCUGGAAAAAAAGUUGUCCGUGUUUUCCAAGAAACUAAAUCAAUUAGUCCCACAUGCCGUUCAUCAACAAUUAGAUUCCUAUCGUGAGAAAGAUGAAACUUUCCCUUCACAAGUGAUGUAUGAAGGACAAAAUCUUCUUGAAAUUCGAGGCAGAGACAUUUAUGGUUAUGGUAGAAACAUUUUGAAAACGCUAUACACAUCACACGAACUAAGUAGUUGUAUUCUACCACCGGCAAGAAAUCAUUUAGCACGACCGGCUCUAGAUCCUGUACGUUUCAAUAUAUUCCAUGGUAUGUAG